CUCACUGUUGGGCUAUUCUGCCCGGAAAAGAAACACUAUAAUAAGUGAGGAAAAAGAAGAGAAAAAAGAGAAAAAAUCUGUCUUUGAGUGAGAACAAAAGAAACAAGUGUUGUCGUCCGAAAUUCGAGCUUUGAAGAAAAAGGGUCCCACUAAGACGAGAAAGAGAAAGAAGAGGGAAAAAAAAGCUGGUUUCUUGGGUCCCAGUGGAAGACCAAUUAAACGCCAUGCUCCCCCCUCCCCUGAAUUCCUCAAUAAUUAUCACCAUCUCUGCAAGCCACCGUUCCUUUAGGACUUUAGCCUUUACUCUCUCUCUCUCUCUUAUCCUUACCUGCAACUCACUCACCGGCUUAGCUCGGCUCAGCUCAGCCAGUUCAGCGCGUGAGAACUACUCUCUUAUCCCCUAAAGGUUUCAAAAUAUGCUGUUUUUUUCUCCGUUUUUAAGCCGCUAGCUUUUGAAAGUUCAAAAACCAAACUCGCGGCUUGUUGUUUAGGUGCUUUGAUUUGAUUUGAUUUUUUUUUUUGGGGAUGAGAAAUUUCUCUCUUUCUCUGUAUGUAAAAAAGCUUGUUUCUUUCCUCUAAUCUCCUUUGUCUCUUGCAAUCCUCGUCUGAUUUGUUUGGUCAUUGGUCUGAGCAGCAGUGCAGUAGUCACUUUCUCUAACACUGCAAACGCACAGACCAUCCCAAAAUUAGUACGUUUCCUCUUCUGCUCUUCAAACCCUUCUUCUUCGUUAUACUAGUAGCUAUACUAAUUACAUACAUAUCAAACAAAUCCCUUGCAAAAGCUCUGCAUUUUUACAGAGAUUCCAUCCGCGUCUCUCUCACAACUUCCCCAUUCAAUGGAGAAAGCACCCUCACCCAUCUCCAUACCAGAGAAAAUCCCUCCACAAGACCUACCAGAGGCCUCUCCUAAGCCUUACAAGAAAAACUUUGUUACUAGUCUGAUGGAAGCCGCUACUCUCCGCUCUCCUUCUUUCAAGGAAGAUACCUACUUUAUCUCCCAUUUGAAGUCUUCAGAGAAGAAGGCGUUGCAAGAGCUAAAGGAUAAGCUUAUGGCUUCUUAUGGCCCUGAAGGGGAAUGCACAAUGUGGGGAAUCCCUCUUCUUGGUGGAGAUGAAAAAGCUGAUGUAAUUUUGUUGAAGUUCUUGCGAGCUAGGGACUUCAGGGUCUUGGAUUCUUUUCACAUGUUGGAAAAGUGUCUUGCUUGGAGGAAAGAGUUUAAGGCAGACAAUGUUCUGGAGGAAGACUUGGGAUUUAAGGAGCUUGAGGGGUUGGUUGCUUAUAUGCAUGGCUAUGAUAGGGAAGGGCACCCUGUUUGCUACAAUGCUUAUGGGGUUUUUAGAGACAAGGACAUGUAUGAGAGAAUCUUUGGUGAUGAAGAGAAGCUGAAGAAGUUUUUGAGAUGGAGAGUUCAAGUUCUGGAGAGAGGAAUUAGUCUCCUGCAUUUCAGGCCUGGUGGGAUCAACUCUAUUAUUCAGGUGACUGAUCUCAAAGACAUGCCCAAGAGAGAGCUUAGGGUCGCUUCAAAUCAGAUCCUCUCUCUCUUUCAAGAUAAUUACCCUGAAAUGGUAGCUCGAAAGAUUUUCAUCAAUGUUCCCUGGUACUUCAGUGUGCUGUAUUCAAUGUUCAGCCCAUUUCUAACUCAGCGAACUAAGAGCAAAUUCGUGAUAUCCAGAGAAGGAUAUGCAGCAGAAACACUCUACAAAUUUAUAAGACCUGAAGACGUUCCGGUACAGUAUGGUGGACUGAGUCGACCCAACAAUUUGCAGAACGGUCCUCCAAAACCAGCCUCCGAGUUCACUGUCAAAGGAGGAGAGAAAGUGAACAUUCAAAUUGAAGGGAUUGAGGCUGGUGCAACCAUAACAUGGGACCUGGUAGUGGGAGGCUGGGACUUGGAAUAUAGUGCAGAAUUCGUGCCCAACGCGGAGGGCAGCUACACCAUUGCAGUGGAGAAGCCAAGGAAACUGAGCUCUUCAGAGGCGGCCAUUCACAACUCCUUCACAUCAAGAGAAGCUGGCAAAAUGGUACUUUCUGUGGAUAAUACUACGUCCAGGAGGAAAAAGGUUGCUGCUUAUCGCUAUAUUGUCCGCAAAUCAGCCCUGGUGUAGCUUCAAUAGGAGUUUUAAGAGUAUUUAUCUUAAUUUUUGUUUUACUUUCCAUCUGUCGCUUGAAGGGGUUUAAUUAAUGCUUGUGAACCUUCUUUUUUUUUUUUUAAAUCUACUUCAGAGUACUAAAUUGCUAAUGUGAUGUAUAAAUAUGGAUGUGUUGUUAUCAUCGUAUGGCUUAAUAUAUUCAUACAGAAGCUUCAGUUUAGC
Durio zibethinus is the source of this 2312-nucleotide messenger RNA. Its product is annotated as patellin-6-like. NCBI's taxonomy places the organism in Eukaryota, Viridiplantae, Streptophyta, Magnoliopsida, Malvales, Malvaceae. The record is from RefSeq and is a predicted model, not a curated record. Gene Ontology annotation, molecular function: lipid binding.